GGAUUCGGGUUGUAUAUGACCCGGUAUAAAUAUGGGCGCACAGAAGAGAGAUCUGAUUCUAGAAGCGCGACGCAAGAAGGAAACAAGAGGCUUCUGAGAAGAGAAUUGAGAACUGAAAAGAUGAAGCCUAUGGCGGUAGACUACUUCGCGGAUUUGGAUGAGCAAGGAUCCACCAUGGCGAUGGACGUAGACGACGUGGAAGCGCUCGAGAUCUUUGGCGAGGGUCCCCUCGGCGGCCCUACCGAGCACCACCGCCUCGCCGAUGCCGACUUCUUCAACUCCUUUGAAGACGAUUUCGACGAUUCCGACAUCAACUGAAACGGUGUUUUAGUGAAUUUAGUCCCCCCUCCUCUCCUCUCCCUGCCAAAUCAAUCCUUCUACUCUUUAUUAUCUGUCGUGUUUCUGAAUAUCCACUCAGUGGAUUCUGCUGAAGAAUUAACCGGAAAUUGAAAGUUUAAAUAAAAUUUUAUGUUCAUUGUGUUUUUCA
Molecule: messenger RNA, 487 nt
Organism: Ipomoea nil (Japanese morning glory)
Lineage: Eukaryota; Viridiplantae; Streptophyta; Magnoliopsida; Solanales; Convolvulaceae
Product: small acidic protein 1
Exons: 1
Coding region: 16-318 (100 amino acids)
Source: RefSeq, a predicted model, not a curated record